UCUACAUCAGUGCAUUUGGCUGAGUGGCAGUGGGUGACGAGUGUGUGCUGUGUGUGUCUGUGUGAGUAACAGAAUCCUAGAGGCAUACAGCAGCAGCAGCACUGAAGAACAAGCAUCUCAAAGCACAGAGAACAAAACGAAAUGAAAAGAACUGAAAUGUGAGCUCCAGGAAAGAUGAGGCAUACAACUGAAGCCUAACAGCCGGUGUCUUUUGUUUACAAGGAAGGAAAGAGAGAUUGUUGUUUUGCAAGGUAUCUCUGAAGCAUGAGGGAUAUUUUGCUUGGAAUUACAGCACUGCAGUAGAGAAAAGGAAUCCCUCCCAUCCUUCUCCCUUUCCCACCCACCACCUUUAAAUGUAUGACCCUGCCCACCGCACCCUUUUUGGACUAUCUGUAUUCUAGUUGCCCACAAGUCUCUAUGUUCUGAAGGAAGAAAAAAAUAACCUAAUCUCAGAAGAAAAGCACCAAGAUCCAAGAUGAAUUACCUUAGGCGUCGCCUGUCUGAUAGUAACUUCAUGGCCAACCUACCUAAUGGCUACAUGACGGAUCUACAGCGGCCAGAACCUGCCCAGCCCAGCCCAGCAGUCUCACCAGGCCCUGAGCGUCGAGCUGUUAGCCAGACUUCAAGCUCAGGUGGCUUCUUCAGCUCCAUCUCCAAUGCCGUGAAGCAGACAACUGCUGCAGCUGCUGCCACAUUUAGUGAGCAAGUGUCCAGUGGUCCAGCAAAGGUAAAGCUGUUAUUGGUCAUCGACGAUCAGCACACUGACUGGGCCAAAUACUUCAAGGGAAAGAAGGUUCAUGGUGAAUUUGACAUCAAAGUUGAGCAGGCUGAAUUUUCUGAACUCAAUGUUGUGGCACAUGCAACAGGCAGCUAUUCUGUGGACAUGGAUGCAAUCCGGAAUGGGGUGAAAGUUGUGAAGUCCUUCAAGCCUGAUUUUGUCUUGAUCCGGCAGCACGCUUUUAGUAUGGCAAGGAAUGGAGACUACCGGAACAUUGUGAUUGGACUUCAGUAUGCUGGAGUGCCCAGUGUCAACUCCCUCCACUCUGUCUAUAACUUCUGUGACAAGCCCUGGGUGUUCAGCCAGUUGACAAAGUUGUACAAGAAGUUGGGCCCAGAAGAAUUUCCUUUGAUUGAUCAGACAUAUUACCCAAACUACAAGGAAAUGACUAUAGACACUGGAAGCAGAAUACAAGAAGAAAGUUUGUGGACAAUGGGCGAGGAUGAAUAUGAAAUGUAUCACAGAGAGCUUACCACUCCAAAGUUUCCUGUGGUAAUAAAAAUGGGGCACGCCCAUUCUGGCAUGGGGAAGGUGAAAGUAGAAAACCAUUAUGAUUUCCAGGACAUUGCCAGUGUUGUGGCGUUGACUCAGACUUAUGCUACAUCAGAACCUUUCAUUGAUGCUAAGUAUGAUCUCCGCAUCCAGAGGAUUGGCAACAACUACAAGGCCUACAUGAGAACCUCCAUUUCUGGUAACUGGAAAACAAACACUGGAUCUUCCAUGCUGGAGCAGAUCGCAAUGACGGACAGGUAUAAAAUGUGGGUUGAUUCCUGCUCUGAUAUUUUUGGAGGCCUUGACAUGUGUGGAGUAGAAGUGAUCCACGGAAAAGAUGGACUUGAUCACAUAAUUGAGGUGAUUGACUGCUCAAUGCCACUGCUUGGUGAGCAUCAGGAUGAAGACCGUCAGCUGAUUGUAGACCUCGCUGUCAACAAAAUGAACCAAGUACUCCCUCGAACUCCAAUUCCAUCACCAGUGCGACCAACUGCAGGCAUAUCCCCUCAGCCCCAACAACAGCCACAAACUCAGCAACAGCAACAGCAACAGGCUCCAGCAGGACCGGCACCACCACAAGGGAGACCAAGCCAAAGUCCUUCAUCCCAACAAGGGCCACCUGCACAGUAUCGUCCCCCACCACAAGGUGGUCCAACUCAGCAACCACAAGGACCCCAGCCUCAGCGUCAAGGACCACCAUCUCAGCAGAGACCUUCUCCACAGGGUCAGCAAAUCCAAGGUUUAAGCCCACAACCAGGGGGCCCAACACUACAACAGCAGCGCCUUCCCAGCCCAACCAGCCAGCAGCCACCAAUACAGCAACAACAGCAGCAGCGACAGCCAGGUAGUGGUGGGCAAACUCCACCACUGCAACGUCAAACAGGCCCUGGAUCCCAGCAGCAGCCAAGGCAGCAAGGACCCCCAUCUGGCCAACAAUCUCCACAACAACAGCGACAAGCAAGCCCCAGUGAACGACAUUCACCCCAAAUGCAACGGCACCCUGGGCCAGGUCCGCAGCAACAGCAGCAACAACAGCAAAGGCAGCCCGGGCAACCUAUGCAACAGCAGCAAUCAAAACCUUCAGGUCCUGGUGGUCCUCCACCCCAACAGCAGCGGCCCUCUAGUACAGGAGGAUCAUCUGCCACACAGCAGAGGCAGUCUGGCCCUGGAAGCCAACAGCCUCCACAGCAGCAACAAAGGCAAGCGGGUCCUGGAAGUCAACAAUCGCAGCAGCCAAGACAACCUGGCCAAGGAGGCCAGCAGGCACCACAGCAGAGGCAGGUGGCUCCAGGGGCACAACAGCAGCCACCAGCACAGCAGCCCCAACAGCGUCCAUCGGGCCAGCAGCAGAGGCAGAUGCCAGCAGCCACAACUCAGCAGCCCAGGCCCAGCACCCAGGGUCAAGGCCCAGUAGGUCCUGGACAGAUGCAGGGUAGACCACCUGUCCAGCAGAAGCCUCAAGUAGCACAGAAACCAAGCCAAGAUCAACCAGCUCCACAACCACAGCUGAACAAAUCAAAGUCUCUGACCAACACCUUCAACAUUCCAGACACUUCAGUUCCUCGGCAAAGUCUUAGCCAAGAUGAGGUGAAAGCAGAGACCAUUCGCAACCUGAGGAAAUCAUUUGCCAGCCUCUUUUCUGACUAAAAUGACCAGUGGCAGUUCCAUGAAUUACAGUGCAAUCCAAAACCCUUUUCUCCUAACUAUAAGCCUUUCUACCCACAAAACUUCCCUUUAAAACUGCGGCUGGUCAUAUUUGUAUAUAAUCCAUAUCCCAUUGUUAACAAUGAAGAGUGACCACCACGUGCAGCAAUAGUGUGUCUGAAAGGGAUCGCAUGCAUACCUAUUAAGCCCCCAUCCUAACAGUUUUACCUUUAGCCUGGGCAUUUGUAUGCACCAAAUAAAACACUCCUCUGCCAUCCCUAGAAAUCUUUCUGUAGCAUGUGUGCCACGUACAGUUGUGUGAAUUUGUAUUGGUGGAAAUGAUAUGUUGUGAGUGUCAAAUGAAAUUGGCUUGCUUCACUUUAUUUUUUUAAUCCAAGAGAAUAGAAGAAUCUCUACUGCCUAAGCUAUUCUACAUUUGAUAGUGCAAGUAAGUGAGUAACAGCUUAACUUUCAUCUUGGCUAGCACUUUAGUUGUCAUUUAGAACAGUCACUUUCACUCAAGAGUUCCAAAGCAUAGUCUGAAAAGCUACCCUAAUUAAUGCUAGGUCUUAGCACCAGGCCAUAGCAGGCUCUUUCCAUUCACAACACAGCACUUACAGCAGCUGCACGUGACUUAAAACAUAGCUUUAAUCUUUGAUUGCCACUGUAUCCCAAUAACAUUAGCCCUCAGGAGCAGUUUUAAGGUUAGGCAAUCUUAGUGGUCACAUAGGUUGCCCACAAUUGGGGUGGGGGCACACGUUUUCCAAGACAAGUGCAGAAGCAUGGAAAACACUCACCUACAAUGAGGAAAAUGGAUGUAAACUUACCUAGAGCUCUAUACAUUCAAAGGCCAGUGCUAUAUGCUGCCUUUCCCUUGUAACCUAGGUUACAGCUUCUCUCAACUGGAGUUCUUGAACCUGCUGUAUUUCAAGCAAUCAAGCCCUUACUUGCUAAAUGUCUGUGCCUCAGCAGUCAUGUUACCAGCCACUGCUCAAAUAUAGGCAUGUCUCAGAAUCCUUAUUAAGUUUCAUUAUUGUAAUGAAUGAAUGAAUGAUAUAUACUUAUCAAGAGGAACAGAGACAAACAAAUGAUAUUACUGGGGCUUCUGUUGAGUUGAGUAGAUCUGAAAAUAACUGAUAAGGUAGACAGACAGAGGGCUACAUGCACUCAGCUGAAGUGUGUAAAGGCAGAAUGGGCAUUCAGUCACCUAGGCGCAUAUUAAAUAAAUGUCAGGCACCUACAGCUCUGUGAUAAUAACAUUGUAUGCAAAUGUUGGGCAGGGGUUCAUGAAAUGUAUUACUUAUAUCACCCAUAACUGCUUAAGUCCAUGAGUGGAAAUGGAAAAUCUGCAUGGUCCUAGCCAUAAAUAAUUUAUAUAUAGAUAUAGAUAUAUACUGUAUAUAUAAGUUAGGAGAGUAGUCAGAAAGAUUUAUAAGAACUCAACAUUUAAUGCAUUUGUGCCUCAGUUUGGGUGACAUCUACUACCCUCCCCUCAGUUUAUAACAAAUAUCUCAAUGCUUUUGUGUUCUCAGAGUAUGAAUAGAAAGAAAUGUUAAGAAAGUAUCUGUCAAAAGUAGCUUUCCUUUCAGUAAUAUAGACUGUAACUUCCAAAUGGAGCUGCUCUCCCUACUUCUGUACUAUGCAAACAAAGUUAAGCGUAAGCUACUUCAAGAAAGAAACACUGGAACACAGAUACAUGUUUACAAGAGCAGGUAUGAGUGUUUAAAGAACAUUACAGAUUAGUUCACAUAUUGUUGUUACUGUUGUACAUUCAUUUCUUUAUAUAGUGGAAUGAAAAAUGCAUAAUUGUAAUCUGUUUUUGAAUUCAUGUUACCAGAAAACUAUUUUAGUCAAAGCCACAUUGCUUGUCACACUUCAAACAGUUCAACAAGCAGCAAGUCAAAUAUUUAAAUCAAUACUGAAGGCAAUAUCACUACCACUUUUCAAUGGAUGAUGGUAUACUGGUUUAUUAAUGUCUUGUAGUUUCAAAAAGGAAAUGGCAAAUCAUACCUUUAAUAUGCCAUUGUGGAAAGGACCUAAGAUCAAUAUGCAGCAUUUAGGUGUUUAAAAGAGAAAAGAGAAGAAAUAAUAGGUUUUGAGUCUAAUAUUUGAGAUGUCAGUGAAAAUGUUACUAGCUAUAUAUUCUGCUUACAUACAACUGAUAACAGGACAAAAUCCAUAUCCAAAAAUUGCAGUGUCAAUCAAAUAAUUCUUGAAUAAAGAUGUAAUCAUGGGUUAUCAAAAAGAGUAUCAGCAAAGGGAAUAUUCAAUUAUGGAUAUAUUUGAGUGUUUUUUUAAUGAAGACACAUUUUCAUUGCUUGCACAUUACGUCAAACAUGUUUCAAUGAUAAUCCUCCUUAUGAAAGUUAAGGUUAUGCAUCUAGGACCCAACAUUGGGCUAGAAUACAUAUUAGCUUAUACAGCUGAUAAUUUAAACAUUUUAAGACACCGAGUACCAUUGUACAGACAUGAAUCACGCUCAAAGAUGGCAAUGAUUAAGUUAGAGGAUGAAAACCAAAGCGUUUGUCAUUUGGAAGAGGUAAUAUUCUCUUUUUAAGGAUGGUAUGACGCUUGCGGAAGAGGAAUCUGUAGUACAACAACUGGCAAAAAGGGAAGGGAGGUAGAUUUAUCCACUGAGAAUAGGGUGUGUGCUAGACAUAAUCAAAGCCCAUGGGUAUCUCUGUUAGGGGGAAUCACGUGUAAGGUGUACAAAAGUAAUAUUUGUGACAAAAAAAAUUAAUUCUCGUGUCUGUUAAAUAUUGUAGAAUGUUACUGUGACACUCUAAAUAUGGCAUCUUGCUGUCUUGUUUUUGUUUUUUUUUCCCAUGGGGAGGUCACAUUACUUCAAGCCAUUAUAUCUAUAGAAACUGCUUAAUUUUGUUUAUGCACUAUGUUUAAAACCUACAAGGACUCGACAAAACAAGCAAAAAUGUAAGUCUCAGCUAUUACAGUGGAUACUACUCUGUGUUCUGAUGACAUCUGCUCAUUUAUUACAUGAUGUAGAUGUUUUCACACCUAAGUAUAAAUCCAAGCUUGAAAACACUUGCAGUGCAGACUUCUCAGCUGUGCCCUCAUGUCAGCCUUGUAAAUGCUAUUGCCUCCCUUCUUACAACAGUCCAUUCUGUCAUAUGAAUAUAUAGAUCAAAGCAAAAGAAAAAAAAAAGCAGGGUCCACUACUCCAGCUGUGAAACACAGAAAGCACUUCCAGUCUGCCUGUCCAGUCAGCCAAUACCACCUUUGUGUAAGCCAUGUCUUUGACUUCUUGCCCUGGUUCCUAUUUCUUUAUCUCGUUCCUUAUUAUGUUGUUACUUUCUAAUUCAUUCUAACUUCUCAUUCCUGAAUUAUUGAUGUACAUCUUAAAAGAUGAUAUGCAGUGUAUGCUAUCAAAAAGCUUCAAAGAGAAAUAUUUUAAUAACAAACUGUGUAUUUAGCAGAACGUUGUGCUCCACAUUAUCUAUCACAGAUAAAUGAAUGAAAACAAAGCAUUCAGCUGUCCAGUGUAUUCUAAAAAUGGACUACUAUCUAAAAAGUAAUUAAGCACUGCAGCAAUAAAAUAUUUUAUGAAACAAUUUCUCAAAACAAUGAGCUUUAAUAAUGAUACCCAAUAAUUCCUGCUGCUCAGUUAACAAACAUAAUCUAACUACAUGUAGGCAUUUAUUUCUGAAAGACCCAUCUGCUUGUCAUGAGUCUAUUCAGAUAAUACUGGUCCCAUCCUAGGAAGAGUGAGCUUGUGUCGAGUAACUAGGAAUGCAGGGUGGUAAAGUCCUCAUAUAUCAUACCUUCAAAGAAAGACUCUUACUCAGAAGGAUGUCACUUACUGUCCUGUUUUUCAAAUUAACCCCAAGUUUGUACAACGUGACUACAUUAAACUUUAAGGAGAGGUAGAUCAACCAUAUACUAGUCAAACUUUUAAAAAACUAAAAAAUGUUGAAGUGAAACGCAUUAAUUACAGACCCUGUAAAGGCAGUUAGGCAUGUUGACAUAUAUAGAAAUGAGAUCACAGAAUAUGUCAUUUUCAAGGUUGUUUAUCAUGAAUAUUAAUAAAUUUAGACUGGACACUGAGACAGCCAAAUCAGUUUCAGCAAAUAAAAUAGGAGUAGUAAUUAUUUAAAUCCUGAGAGACGUAAUGAAGAUGCAACUCACACAUGGUUUGGAGGGACUGGCAUAUUUCACAGAGCAUAACACUGCUGUGGAACAGACUCCCCCCCCUCCAGCCACAUAAAAAAGUUUAUCCCUGUCCAUCUUCAAGUGUAACUUAGAUCUACGGAUGCAAAACAGAAACGUUACUCCAGGACUGCCUGUUGUACUACUAAUGGACAGAGGCAGCUCCUAAAUGCAUUAUCCCAUGCAUGCAACCUUUCAAAUUAUCUAUGACAUGAUCCCAGUUAUUCUCAUUAGGGGGUAUUAUAUAAUUAUCGACCAUGGGAUGGGUAAGGCCAAUCUAUAACCAAAUGGGAUAGGUUAUUUUGAGCACACAAAAAAAUGAAGUUGGCUUGGUUUAAAAAGACCCACAGGGGCAGCUAGCCUAGUACUUGCCUAUGAACCUCAGCUAGUUAACUCUUUAAAACAACUUCAGUGGUAUUAUAUAAAAUAAAGGGGGAAUGCUGUUGGGAGUAAUAAGAAUACAACUUAUGCCACAGCUAGUUAAGACAUUCAGACCGUCUCAGCACAAUAUAUUAUAAAAGCAGAUUGCUGGUUUGUUUUUUUCUGUAGCUUCUUAUGUAUGAUUAAAAAAAACUCUUGUGAUGUGUGUCUGAUCAUUGGCUCAACCAGGGAGCUUAGCUGUAUUUCAAAUUUCCUGAUUUUUCUUGUCCAAACCUUUGGCACCAAAACAAAAUGUUUGUAAUAUAGUGAUGCUCAGAACAUAGCAAACUCUUGAACUCUAGACUCUCUUACAUUUACAGAUGGAUUUUUUUAGACGUAAACUAAUUAAAUAUACUUUUAUUUAACUGUUGAAGUAUUGCACAUCCUUAUAAUAUAUACCAUAGACACAGCUCUGCCACUUAAUAAACUAAAAGAUAAGCUAAACAAAGGACAAUGCUGUGCUAUGCAAUUUUAAAAGGUAUGAGCAAUAAAAAUAAUCCUGAGAAAUUAUAAUGAAUUAGAGAAACCUCUAAUGAUUGUCUUUGUCUUACAGGUAUAAAAUCCCAAAUGAUUUCCUACUGCCCUCUAUAUGGAGAAAUGUUUUCCUGAUUGGCUGACCAGGCUGAAGUCAACAGGUCCCUGUUUGGACUGUUGGCAAGAUCAGAGCCCUUCCAAAUGAAAGGGAAUUUUUGUAAACAGAUCCUUUAUAAGGCUGACAUUUUAUGACCUUCCCUUUUUCUUUAAGUAAUUCUGGUGGUCCAUAAUCCCUGAGUGUGCAGUAUAUAGUGUGACGCAGUGUCCUGCUGUGUGGAAUGUAGUGUGCUGUUUGAGGCUUGCCUUUUGUCACCUUCUUCUCAUUAGACUUGUGAACCGUACUUUGCAGAUUGUGGUGGUGCAGUAUGUAAUCAAUGAAAUCUCUGUAUUUACUUGUAAAAAAAAGUAUUAAAAAAAGAAAAAUGCAAAAUGAAAAAAUUCUGCAUCUGUGUCUGUAAAUGUGGAAUAGAUAUGGAAUUACACAAAUGAACAUGAUCUUUAAAGAAUAAACUAUGAAAAAUAUCAA
This is a messenger RNA of Protopterus annectens (West African lungfish), 8558 nucleotides long. RefSeq names its product synapsin I (gene SYN1). NCBI's taxonomy places the organism in Eukaryota, Metazoa, Chordata, Ceratodontiformes, Protopteridae. Gene Ontology annotation, molecular function: ATP binding. Bases 476 to 2917 code for a protein of 813 amino acids. Gene Ontology annotation, biological process: neurotransmitter secretion. Gene Ontology annotation, cellular component: synaptic vesicle membrane; synaptic vesicle. The record is from RefSeq and is a predicted model, not a curated record. The transcript has 14 exons.